Messenger RNA from Dentiscutata heterogama, 457 nucleotides. The record is from the annotation of a GenBank genome assembly. Lineage: Eukaryota; Fungi; Glomeromycota; Glomeromycetes; Diversisporales; Gigasporaceae.
GUACAAACAAAUGGACAAAAUUUCUAAGGACUAUAUUUUAGAUAUUCAUGAAAAAUUAUUAUCUGUAGAAAACUCUAUUAUAAACAAAAAUAUAUCACUUUCUGAUCUUUGUAAGAUUAGUGAAUACUUUCAAAAUAUUGAAAGCAGGAUUUAUUUAAUUCAAUACCAUUCUAUUGAAGCUGCGGAGAAUGGACUUAAAAAGAUGCCAGAUCGAGAAAAUGCUUAUAAGGUCUUUAGCAAUUUGCGAAUGAGCACGAACAAAGCAAUAUGUUCGAAAGCCAAUUAUUUCUUAGAACACUGCUAUGAAAAUGGAUUUGGAUGUAAAUCAAAUAAGGAAUUUGCUUUAUCUUAUUUAGGGUAUGCAAAAAAAGUUGGUGGUUUGGAUGAUGAUCUACUAAAAAUAGCUGAAAACAAAAUUAAAAAACUACGUAAAACCAGGAGCGUAGGGACUAAAUAG